AUGAAGUACAAUUGCAACCAUACAAUGAAGACUAUACAAAGCCGUAUUGCAGUACUAAUCUCCAUCCUCUCAGUCUUUUCCCUUAUACUACCGCGGGCAACUGCAGAUCUAAUUCUCUCUGACUUCCUCCGAUGCCUUCCAAAGCAAUCUCAGCCCACCUAUCAAAUCUUUGAAGCCAUUUACACCCGAGACAACACCUCAUUUCAAUCUGUUUUGCAGCACUACAUUAGAAACAGAAGAUUUUCUACCCCCACAACACCAAAGCCUUUGGCUAUUGUAACUGCCAAGCACGAAUCACACGUGCAAGCAACUGAUUGUGCAAAUCAACAUGGGUUGCAGAUUAGAAUCAGAAGUGGUGGGCAUGACUAUGAGGGCCUAUCAUAUGUAUCGGAUGUUCCCUUUGUCAUUCUUGACCUACUCAAUCUUCGAGCCAUUGAUAUUAAAGUCGCAGAUAAGAGCGCUUGGGUUCAGGCUGGGGCAACUAUUGGUGAACUGUACUAUGAAAUUGCCAAUAAAAGUAAGGUUCAUGGGUUUCCUGCGGGAGCUUGCCUAAGUCUUGGUACCGGUGGCCACUUUAGUGGUGGCGGGUACGGGUACUUGAUGAGAAAAUAUGGGCUUACAGUGGAUAAUAUUGAAGAUGCGAAACUAGUUAAUGUGAACGGGACAAUUCUUGAUAGAAAGUCCAUGGGAGAAGAUCUUUUUUGGGCCAUUAGAGGAGGAGGUGGAGCGAGCUUUGGAGUCAUUCUGUCGUGGAAGAUCAAGUUGGUUCCAGUUCCAGCCAAAGUGACAGUGUUCAAUAUUCAAAGGACUUUAGAGCAAGGUGCUACGGAUGUUAUUUACAAGUGGCAAUACAUAGCUCCCAAGUUGCCCAAAGACAUCUUCAUCAGAGCAAUGCCGCAAGUGAAGAAUACUACUAAUGGAACGAAGACUGUGGAAGUGUCUUUUAUUGGUCACUUUUUGGGACAAACUGCCAAUCUUCUUCAAUUGCUGAAUGCAAGGUUCCCAGAAUUGGGUUUACAAAAGAAUGAUUGUUUUGAAAUGAGUUGGCUUGAAUCGACUAUAUUCUGGGCUGACUUCCCAGUUGGAACCCCCAUAGACGUUUUACUUGACAGGCCAAAUGGGCCAGCAGUGUUCUUCAAAGUCAAGUCUGACUAUGUGAAAGAACCAAUUCCAAAACAAGGAAUAGAAUCCAUAUGGAAGAUUAUACUUAAGAUAGAGAAAGUGUGGAUGCAAUGGAACCCUUACGGUGGAAGAAUGAGUGAGAUUUCUGAGUCGGAAACACCAUUCCCUCACAGAGCUGGAAACCUAUUUUUGAUUCAGUACUGGACGUUUUGGGGGGAAGAAGGAGCUGAGACUACCAAGAAGUACGUGGGCUUAUCAAGAAAGUUGUAUGAAGGAACUACUCCUUUUGUUUCCAAGAGCCCAAGGGAGACCUUCCAAAAUUACAGGGAUAUUGAUAUUGGCGCCAAUCUGGAUAAUCGGACAAAUUUUGAAACUGCUAAAGUUUACGGAAGCAAGUAUUUCAAGGGAAAUUUUGAAAGAUUGGUAAGUGUAAAAACUGCGGUUGAUCCCCAAAAUUUCUUCAAGCAUGAGCAAAGCAUCCCACCUCUUUAGAGAGGGAGAUACAAGACUGAUAAAGGA
Molecule: messenger RNA, 1641 nt
Organism: Malus domestica (apple)
Lineage: Eukaryota; Viridiplantae; Streptophyta; Magnoliopsida; Rosales; Rosaceae
Product: berberine bridge enzyme-like 4
Molecular function (GO): oxidoreductase activity; FAD binding
Source: RefSeq, a predicted model, not a curated record